Messenger RNA from Telopea speciosissima, 3219 nucleotides. Its product is annotated as probable LRR receptor-like serine/threonine-protein kinase At3g47570. Bases 1 to 3219 code for a protein of 1072 amino acids. Gene Ontology annotation, biological process: protein phosphorylation. Gene Ontology annotation, molecular function: protein kinase activity; protein binding; ATP binding. The transcript is spliced from 7 exons. NCBI's taxonomy places the organism in Eukaryota, Viridiplantae, Streptophyta, Magnoliopsida, Proteales, Proteaceae. The record is from RefSeq and is a predicted model, not a curated record.
AUGCUAUCUGGACCCACCGAGAUCUUCUUAAUGGUCAUGCUCAUUUCUUUGAGCAAUCGUGCAACUACUACAAGCAGCUCACACAGAUUAUGUGAUUCAUCUAUUGUUCUUGAUUUGUUUGCUUGUCCUCUUGAUCAAGUUGGAGCAGCAGAAUUAAAAGUCCCUGUUGAGAGCUCAGGUGGUGGAUACUUAGCCGGCAUGGAUGUACAGCCGACCGAGUAUGAUUGUAUUAGAACAGAGGAAUCUGGAGUGUCUAAGCUACAAGAUGAGAAGAGGGAUUUAAAUAAUGAAGGUUUUGAGAAUCAGAACAACAAUGUAGAGAAGCCUAAAAUGCCAAUUUUAUCUCUAAAGGUUCUGACGAGAAUAGUUUUGUAUUUGGAGGAAGUGACAAUGGGAGUCAGCUUGGCAUCUAAAAUUCCAGAGUCAAUGAAGAAAUUGAACUUGGAAGACUCUGGGAAUGUUGGUGUUUCAGAGAAGUCUAACGAUGCUAAUCCUCACCCUAAAGCCUAUGAUAACAAUUUCGCCUUUGGCGGUGGCAAGAGCACUGGAGAUUUUUCUGUUAGUAGCUCAGCAACUACGCUUCCUGAUGAAGAAGAAGGCGAAGAAGAAGGAGAAGAAGGAGGAGGAGAAGGGACGGUGGUGAUUGGCAACUACAUGAGCUUGGCAAAUUCACAAUUAGAAGGAUCAAAUGCAACAGAUCGGGUAGCCUUGUUGGCCAUCAAGUCUCGAAUAACCAAUGAUCCCUUUCAUGUUUUCAGCUCUUGGAAUGACUCUGUCCCAUACUGUGAGUGGCCAGGCGUUAUAUGUGACGAUUCAAACAGGGUCAGUGCCUUGGGUUUACAGUCAAAUGGAUUGGUGGGUUCUGUGGCUCCAGAAAUAGGAAACCUGAGUUUCCUUCAAGAGAUUUCGCUCCAAAACAAUAGCUUCUAUGGUGAAAUCCCUCAUGAAGUAAGCUUUCUGUCUAGACUUCGUUAUUUACUUAUAUCCUACAAUUCAUUUGAAGGGGAAAUCCCACCCAACAUAUCACAAUGCUCCAACCUUAUAGAGCUCAGUUUAGGUUCCAACAACAUUGUGGGGAAAAUUCCAGUAGAACUUGGCACUUUGUCCAAGCUUCAACUCCUUUCAUUCCAUUACAACAGAUUGAUAGGGCAAAUCCCAUAUUCCUUUGAGAAUCUUUCAUCCCUUCAAACCAUUUCUGCGGCAUCAAAUGCUUUAAGUGGAAGAAUUCCAGAUGCUUUUGGCCAAAUGACAAGCUUAAAGUUUCUCUCACUUUUUGGAAACAAGUUUUCUGGUACUAUCCCUCCAACUAUAUAUAAUCUUUCCUUACUCAGUAUUUUUGAUGUUGGAAGUAAUCAACUUCAAGGGAGUCUUCCAUCAAAUUUAGGGUUUAGUCUUCCUAAUCUAUGGUGGUUUUCAAUUUCAGCAAACCAGUUUCAUGGAUCAAUUCCAAUUUCUGUGUCCAAUUUGUCAAAACUCCAAAAGCUUUUUGUUGGCGAAAACAAUCUUACUGGGAAAGUGGCUAUUCAUUUUGGAGGCCUAUCAAAACUCUCUUGGCUUUCAUUGGACUCAAAUCAUUUGGGAAGUGGAGAAGCUGAUGACUUGGAUUUUGUAAACACUUUGAUCAACUGUAGUAAUUUAACAGUUUUGAACCUUGGUGACAAUCGGUUUGGUGGUGUGCUCCCUAACUCCAUAGCAAACUUAUCGACCCAAUUGACAAAGCUCUUGUUGGCAAAAAAUCAAAUAUUUGGAGAGAUUCCAGUGGAGAUUGGGAACCUUGUAAGCUUACAACUCUUGAGUCUAUCUGAUAACUUACUUGAAGGAACUAUUCCAAAUUCCAUUGGGAGACUUCAAAUGCUAAAUAGACUCGAAUUAUAUGGGAACAGAUUCACAGGGUCAAUCCCGUAUUCUCUUGGAAACUUGACACUAUUGAUUGAGCUCUACUUAGGAGAAAAUCUCUUGCAAGGAAAAAUACCUUCGAGUCUAGGAAAAUGCAAAGAUUUGUUACGCUUGGGCCUUUCCGGUAAUAGAUUCAAUGGUAUUAUCCCUAGAGAUAUAUUUGAUAUUUUCACGUUAAUAGAGCUAAACUUGAGUAGAAAUUCUUUCUUUGGUUCUAUACCUUCGGAAGUGGGUCGACUGACUAAUCUUGAAAUAUUUGAUGUUUCUGAGAACAUGUUGUUUGGGGACAUCCCUAGCACACUUGGUGCUUGUAUAAGCCUAGAGCACAUUUUUAUGGGGGUUAACUUAUUUCAAGGAUCUAUACCAUUGUCUUUGAGUUCUCUAAGAGGUCUUCAAGGGUUAGAUCUUUCAUACAAUAAUUUCUCUGGUUUUAUCCCAAAAUUUUUGGGUACAUUAACUUUUUUACAAAAGUUAAAUUUAUCAUUUAAUCAAUUGGAGGGUGAGGUACCAGUAGAUGGAGUCUUUGGAAAUUCGAGUACAGUUCAAGUUAUUGGAAACAAUAAGCUUUGUGGAGUAAAGGUCCUCGAUAUUAAUCAAAGAGUUGAUUCCAAGAGUUUCAUGGUUGAAUGUGAAUCCCUUAGAAACAUCUCGCAUCAUAAUCUUGUAAAAUUCUUGACAUCUUGCUCAAGUGUAGAUUUUGAAGGCAAUGAUUUUAAGGCUCUAGUAUCAUUGGAUUAUCUUCACCACCAUUGUCAUACACAGAUUAUUCACUGUAAUCUAAAGCCAAGCAAUAUCCUUCUUGAUAAUGAUUUGACUGCACAUUUGGGUGAUUUCGGGAUAUCAAGAAUUCUUUCAAAAGCCACUCAAAAUUACACUAGCUCAAUCGGAAUAAAAGGAUCAAUUGGAUACAUUGCACCAGAGUAUGGCGUAGGUGCUGCUGUUUCAACGCAUGGUGACGUCUAUAGUUAUGGGAUUCUCUUGUUAGAGAUGUUCACGGGGAAGAGGCCUACUCAUGAAAUGUUUGAAGACAACUUUAACCUUCACUGCUGGGGUAAGAUGGCUUUACGUGACAGAGUAAUGGCUAUCAUCGACCCAUCACUUCUCCUCGUUGAAGAAUAUGAAGAAAAGGCAGCAAAAACUGUAGCCAACACCACUGGAAGUCGAGGUUAUAUGAAGGAUAGAGUGCGAGAGUGCCUUAAUUCAAUUAUUAGAAUUGGAGUUUCCUGCUCAGCUGAAUCACCAUGGGAUCGAAUGAACAUAAAUGAUGUGGUUAAAGAGCUACAUCUGAUCAAGGACGUUUAUCUUGGAGUUGGCACUCACUAA